AGUGUGCUUGUGUUUAGUUCUCAGAGAUAGUCUAAUAGGAUUCCUUUGGGAAGGGACACAAAUCACUCCCAUUUUAACAAGAGGAACAACACGGGAUCUGCCUCCACAAGGGUCCUCCUCUUCUUGAUUUCAAAUUUCUUAUUCAUUUCCAUUUGACAGAGAUCAUUGGAAAAAAGGAAACAAAGAGAGAGAAAAGGAAGAAAAAACUUAUCAGGGGAUGAAGAUAUUUGAUCUAGAACAAUCUGAAAUCUCUAGUUGAUCACACUGACACCAGCGCUCGCUCAUAGAGCAAGUAUCCCCAAUACAGGAGCGACAUCGUCAAAAAACCUCGAGCGAGAUUUUGUUAAUUMGCGCCGUCUUSCGUUUCGCUCGUUUGUCUUUUGAUCUCUGUUUGAAGUGAUUCCGUCUAUGAGGCACCUGAAUUUCGAUACCUCGUCUUUGGACUCUUUCGUAUUUUUCUCUUGGUUUGAAGUAAACAGACACACUGUCGCUGGCAUCAACGCGGACCCAGCACCAUCCCACGCCCGCCUUUUACCUGUGAUUAGAGAAAACUGAUUUUGGGACASUCGGUAAACAGAGAGAGGGAGCGCGAUUUUGUKAUGUUUGGGAUUCAGGAGAGCAUCCAGAGGAGUGGGAGUAGUUUGAAAGAGGAACCCAUCGGGUCUGGGAUGAACGCAGUUCGGACAUGGAUGCAGGGAGCCGGGGUGUUGGAUGCGAACACGGCCGCUCAAAGUGGAGUGGGUCUUGCCCGGGCGCACUUUGAGAAGCAACCGCCAUCAAAUCUUCGGAAAUCCAACUUCUUUCACUUCGUUUUGGCUCUAUAUGACAGACAAGGACAGCCAGUGGAAAUCGAAAGGACGUCUUUCCUCGGUUUUGUCGAGAAGGAAAAGGAAUGCACUGGAGAAAAGACUAACAACGGGAUACAUUAUAGACUGCAGCUUCUCUACAGUAAUGGCAUCAGGACAGAGCAGGACUUUUACGUGCGACUCAUUGACUCCAUGACUAAACAGGCCAUUGUUUAUGAAGGGCAAGACAAGAACCCUGAGAUGUGUCGAGUGUUACUGACACACGAGAUCAUGUGCAG
Molecule: messenger RNA, 1084 nt
Organism: Salvelinus sp. IW2-2015
Lineage: Eukaryota; Metazoa; Chordata; Actinopteri; Salmoniformes; Salmonidae
Product: transcription factor COE1-A-like
Exons: 5
Biological process (GO): regulation of transcription by RNA polymerase II
Molecular function (GO): DNA-binding transcription factor activity, RNA polymerase II-specific; RNA polymerase II cis-regulatory region sequence-specific DNA binding
Source: RefSeq, a predicted model, not a curated record